GGUUGUCCUGUUUUGGGGAGGAGCAUCUGGCAACGUGCUGCACGUCCAUCUCAGUGCCAGUUCUAGCAGUGCUCUCCCUCUGUCUGUUACCAUAAGAAGUCCCUCACAUCGUGUUAAUUUUAAAGACAACCAUGAUGAUGGCGGCAGCUGGCAGGACCUCCACCAUACACGUCUUAUCCGUCAUUCCUCGCCUCUCACACCUGUUGAGACUAAAACUACCUCAUGUUGAAGUAGUGGAAGUUAAGCUCCCCGGCAUUUUAUGGAUGUGAGAUGUAUCGGUGGUUACUGAGCCCGGGCAGCGGAAUGAUUUGUUAUUGAGAUGCGGGAAACGCGAGCCACAGCAUCGAUGAAGUGAUGGAUGAUUGUUUCCAAACAACAGUUAAUAUAUAGGACUAACCCGCCGGGAUGCAUAGUGCCGAUGCGGCCAUAUCUUCUCACGUCCAAAUGCCUCAAAUUUCACCAUAUCAUAGAAAUGCAGAUGGGAGGUUUUUGAAGAAUGUUGAGGAAGAAGUUGAUUUACAAGAGGCACAAGUACUGCUGGCAGAUUUUGACCUCUUGCUUCAGGUGACAGACAGAUUACCACAACUACAGUGGGUACAAGGAACAUGGGCCGGUGUAGAGUAUAUGGUGGACCAUUAUAAGGAUAAGCCAAAGCCUUCAUAUCCAGUCACACGCAUGACUAGUGAACAUUUUAGUCAGCUCAUGGCAGAGUACAUAGUGGGCUGGAUCAUCUUUCAUGAGAGGAGCUGGCUGGCUUCUCUGCAGUAUCAGCGUAAAAGUGAAUGGGUACAGAAAGACAUCAUCAUCAACUAUCGAAGCCUUUGCGAGAUGACAGUUGGCAUCCUGGGUAUGGGGAAGAUUGGCAAAGAGGUUGCCAAGAGUUUAAAGGCCUUCAGUACCAGAGUGCAAGCCUUCACCCGCACUGCUCCCUCAGAGGGUGACGAGUGUAACAGUGUCGACAAGUACUGGCACACUGGUGAGUUGCCGUUGUUUCUACAAGAGUGUGACUACAUUGUUAACAUCAUGCCGUCCACUCCAGCUACUAGAGGGAUGCUGGGAAGUGACACCCUCGAGAAGGCAAAGAAGGAUGCAGUGUUCAUUAAUGUUGGUCGAGGAGAUGUUAUCAGUGAGGAGGACCUUGUAAAAGCUCUUGAUUCAGGAUGGAUAUCUGCUGCAAUAUUAGAUGUGUUUUCAAAGGAACCAUUACCAAAAGAGAGUCUUCUUUGGCAACAUCCAAAGGUGAUGGUGACUCCACAUACGUCUUGUCCAAGUCGUGCUGAGGAUGUUAGUAGUGCAUUUGUUGACAACUUCACACGCUACACUCAAGGUCUUCCUGUCUUGAAUAUCAUUGAUUGGAACACAGGCUAUUAACUGAUUGUUAUACAAGUUUCAAAUGUUGAAUGAAUUAAUGUUUCAUGUUAUAUAAAGGGUGUAGCAUAGGUCAUGCAUGCACCAUAGGAAAAUUGAUGUUCAUCUCUUCUUUGUUCCUCAGGCAAAUGAAGCUUAAUACUUGUAUAUCUAUGAAAAAUAGGUGAGUGAGGACCAAUCAAAUGGUUACUGAUGUCUCAGGACCUCAUACCUCUUGAUUUUUUCCUCUGGGACCACUUAGAUGCUUCUUGCACGAUUUUGGUAGACUACACAUUUCAUGUGACCCCAGAGGAAGAAAUCAGUGGUCCUCUCUUGACCAAUCUUAGUUGAUUUGUUACGAUUCCUUCACCGGAGGAGGAAAAAAAAAGAAAAUAUGAAGAUUAAUUUUCUAUUGUCUGUAACCUAUGACACCCUGUAUAGCAGUGGUCCCCAACCUGCAGUGCCCCCAAAACCAUAUUAUGGAGCCCACAAGGGUUUAUUAGAAAAGUAUGAAUUAUUUGUGAUUGUUUGUAAAAGUGAUAUUAAUGAAAAUAUUUAAUAACUUGAUACAAUUGUAAUGUACAGGACGUGUGUAUUUACCCCAGACUGGGCCCAGAGAGAGAGCCAGCCUUCUCACUGGGGUAAAUACGCAUGUCCUGUCCAAGAUUAAAUGUAAAAAGUACUUACCGGUAACUGGUAACAGUAAGACGUUAAAACAGCAAAUAACUGUACAGUAUAUAUGUAGAUCCAAAUUUUUGGCACCCUCCACUAUAUUUACAAUGAUAAAUAUGGCUCAGAGCCUACAAAAGGUUGGGGACCACUGCUGUACAGUAUGGUGUGUGACCUAUGACACCCAGUAUAGUAUGGUGUGUCACCUAUGACACCCGGUACAGUAUGGUGCGUGACCUAUGACACCCGGUAUAGUAUAGUGUGUGACCUAUGACACCCUGUACAGUAUGGUGUGUGACCUAUGACACCCUCUACAGUAUGGUGUGUGACCUAUGACACCCUGUACAGUAUGGUGUGUGACCUAUGACACCCGGUAUAGUAUGGUGUGUGACCUAUGACACCCGGUAUAGUAUGGUGUGUGACCUAUGACACCCGGUAUUGUAUGGUGUGUCACCUAUGACACCCUGUACAGUAUAGUGUAUGAUCUAACAUCCUGUAGAGUAUGGUGUAUGAUCUAACAUCCUGUAGAGUAUGGUAUAUGGUCUAACAUCCUGUACAGUAUGGUGUAUGGUCUAACAUCCUGUAUAGUAUGGUGUAUGAUCUAACAUCCUGUAGAGUAUGGUGUAUGAUCUAACAUCCUGUAGAGUAUGGUGUAUGAUCUAACAUCCUGUACAGUAUGGUGUAUGAUCUAACAUCCUGUACAGUAUGGUGUAUGAUCUAACAUCCUGUACAGUAUGGUGUAUGAUCUAACAUCCUGUACAGUAUGGUGUAUGACCUAACAUCCUGUACAGUAUGGUGUAUGAUCUAACAUCCUGUAUAGUAUGGUGUAUGAUCUAACAUCCUGUAGAGUAUGGUGUAUGAUCUAACAUCCUGUAGAGUAUGGUGUAUGAUCUAACAUCCUGUACAGUAUGGUGUAUGAUCUAACAUCCUGUACAGUAUGGUGUAUGAUCUAACAUCCUGUACAGUAUGGUGUAUGACCUAACAUCCUGUACAGUUUGGUGUAUGAUCUAACAUCCUGUACAGUAUGGUGUAUGAUCUAACAUCCUGUACAGUAUGGUGUAUGACCUAACAUCCUGUACAGUAUGGUGUAUGAACAACUAUAUUUCUGAAGGUUUGUAAUGGUUCUUUUGUAAAGAAUAAAAUUUUACAGAAUUACA
Molecule: messenger RNA, 3173 nt
Organism: Homarus americanus (American lobster)
Lineage: Eukaryota; Metazoa; Arthropoda; Malacostraca; Decapoda; Nephropidae
Product: glyoxylate/hydroxypyruvate reductase A-like
Exons: 11
Coding region: 406-1371 (321 amino acids)
Molecular function (GO): NAD binding
Source: RefSeq, a predicted model, not a curated record